Messenger RNA from Amoebophrya sp. A120, 15695 nucleotides. Lineage: Eukaryota; Dinophyceae; Syndiniales; Amoebophryaceae. The record is from the annotation of a GenBank genome assembly.
CCGAACCUAUCGACCAAUUAUGAUCUUCGGAUUAAGAUUAUCAUAUCGAAGUAGAACAAGUUCUUUCCUGGGACAAUGGUGACCUAGAUCGGUGCGAUUUUGGGAUCGGUCGCUGCUCCACUCGGUCCCGAUCGGUCCUUUGGUGGCAGCUUCCGCUUAUGCAAUGCAAAAGUAUCGUACUAGUAUAAAUUGCAUUACAAAUUCCCCCAGCAUUACAAAUUGAAUUUGUGAUGCUGAUUCACUUUGAGGAAGAGAUUUGUAAUGCAUAAAUGCAAUUACUACGAGUACGAUACUUUUGCAGAGGAUACCGCUUCGGCCGGCGGCGGCGGAGGACCGCCGGCAUGGUGUAUCUCGACCAUCGCGUAGCCAGCCUCAGUCGUUGGUUCGCAGCGCGUAUCAAAUGCAAAAAUGUCUGGGUCUGGAAGAUUCUGAGACUUGUCAUGCACGGUUUGCAUGAGCCAUGAUGUCUGUGAUGCAUGCCCUAGCAUCACAGUUUUUUUGAGGGAUUCCUGAUGCCUAUUCCGCAUGACAAAUGCCCUCUCCGCUUGGCAAAAAUUAGACUCCUUCUGCUGCUCAUGCAACACAAAUUUUUUAGACAUCCAAAUGCAGCAUCACAAGUUGCAUUCUUCCAGACCCAGACAUUUUUGCAUUUGAUAGCGCGACACAGCGCUUUGAAAACCUCGCCGACCAGCAGAUCGACAACUGUAUGAGAGUUCACAACCCCCUCUCGUCCCCCUGCUCAUUUGUAUGGCACAAACAGCAAUACACGCGUCGGCAAGAGUGCAGGUUUUGCAUGACGAAUUCACCACGCGAGAUUGUAGUCCUGUUUGAGCAGCUUCCCGAACUUGUCAUGCAAAAAGUGCCAAGACUAGCAAAGGUUUGAUUUCAUAUUUUGCAUGACAUAUGAAGGGGGGGAGUCGGAGUAGGAGUUGUGCACCCUCAUAGACCUCCUCUGCAGCGCUGCAAAACCACCUUCAGGGCGGAACAGUCCUCCAAGAAGGUUCAUCUCCGCCUCGUGUAGGGAAGAACGGCUACCGGUCGACUUCUCCCGCACAGAAAACUACAAGCUUCCACGAAAACACUGCCACCUCCCUGCUCUGUCCGGCGGAGUACGCGGGUACGUGCGAGAACGCCGCGGAGGUCGAAAUCCAAAAAGUUACCGGUGGGGGCUCCGUGAAGCGGUGCGACGCUGUGUGCCGGGAGACGCCGGGCUGCGCCUUUUUUGCGAUUGACGGGGAUCAGGUGUGCCGGUACUAUGCCGACGGCUGUCGGAGACCCAGGACGAGAAAAAGGAAACCAAGUCAAGGUCAGCCACAGCGCCGCGAAGACGCUGGAGAUGGAGCUGCACCCGCAUCGCCGCUUGGGUAUGCCGAAAAGGCGAUCGCCCUGUACUCCAUCGCGCGGAACGAUGCGUUGUGCGUGCCGGCCGACGACGUGCCCGAAAUUCCCUCGAGGAGGCAGUGCCCGAAGGAGCACCACUACCUCCGACGGGUCGGCGCGACGCAGAACAGCGACCAGAGCGAUGAUUUUCAGAAGAAAAAGUCCGCGACUACUUCACACCAUAUCGUAGCGGUGGCAACGGCAGAGCAGGGCGUUGUGGGUCGUACUACACAGGAAAAGUUCUACACAGGAAGUACAGAAUUAUAUGCGAAUGGCUGCCUGAACAACGAAGAUGGUACUGAAAACCAAAUGAAGCCAGAGAUAGUAGAAAACGGCAAUCUAUUCUUGCUAGCGAGGUACACAGACCGGAAAUACACUCGGCAGGAAUGUCGGUACCUCUGCGCUAUCACUGCGGACUGCGGCAGCUUUCUCCUUAUCCUCAGCAAAAACGUUCCCACCCCAGAGUCAAGAUGGGGACUCUGCAACACAAACCUAGGAGUUUUGGGAGUCACGCAUAACAAGUUGCAGUCCGCAGGGUAGUGCAAGUUCGCAAGGAAAGCCGCAUGACAAAUCGAUCUGCUGAUCCUGUUUACAGCAUUACAAGUUCCCAAACACGAUUGAAAAUGCCUGUCAUUAGAUUGCGCACUACAAAUGUUCCUGUCAUGGCAAAUCUGCAUGGCGACGCUGGGGUGGGGACGUUUUUACAUAGGAUUCUCUUGAAAGGCAGCACGGGCGAGUGCCAGACGAGGGUCGAUCCUUGCGCGGGAGGUCCGCGCGGGACAACAGCGGGACAUCAAGUCGGCGCGGGACAUGAACAUACCGCAGCAACAACCUCUAGUACCGAAGACGCGCUCGCGCUGCAGGCGGCGGGCACGUCGUUUUGCGUCAAGUCUAGAAAUGCCGACGGGGAUCUGGUGGAGAUGUUUCGCCUGCAGUCGCCGCUCGAGCGGUCGAGAAGCCAGCGAGCGCGGCGGCGACGGAAAAAAAUGAGGAACAAGAAGGUGGAAAGAACGCCAACAAGUGAGGUAGCGCUCGUUGUGCACCACAACGAUAACGAAAAAAGUUAUAAUCAGCAAGAAGAUCGAAAUGCUGUUGACCUGUCCGCCGCGACCCUGCUUUACGGCACCACCGAAGCCACUACCACCACCGCGACGACGACUCGCUUAGAAACAGCCGUCGACGCUGCUGACGUAGCGGUUUUGUCCGGGAGCCACAUGGUAGCGCAGACCUUUGCGGGGAAAAUGGCCAUUGUAUCAAAUGUAAAAGUGUCUGGGUCUGUAGGAAUGCGCGAUUUGUCAUGCAGCUUUUCCAUGACCCAUGAGGUCUGGAAUGCAGGACCUAGCAUGACAGAUUCUGUGCGAUCUUUCUCAUGCCCAUCCCGCAUGAGAAACCGCCUCCCGACUUGGUCAAAACUGGACGACUUUUGGUAAUCAUGCAACACAGAUUUUUGCAUGCUUCAGAUUUAGCAUGACAAGUUGCAUUAUUCCAGACCCAGACAUUUUUACAUUUGAUACAUUGCGUACCCCAACGACAUCAGCAGCCUGCAAGAGCCCCUGGACUCCGAGUGUACCGACACCAAUGUCGGCGAUAUGGGAUUCUCAACUGUUACAUUCUCAACUGCUACACGAAUUUGUAAUGCAAGAAUAGCAACAGUCAAAGGGGGGAGGUUGCGCCUCUAGCAUUACAUACAAAUGCCGCACAGAUGAUUUCGGUGCUGUUUAGCCCUUUGCAAAUUUGUCAUGCUAAGCAGCUUGAUCGCAUCGAUUCUGAUUGUGAUUUUGCAUGACAAAUCACACAACAGUUGAGAAUGUAACACUUGAGAACGUCAUAGGCGACCUGGCCGUAUUCGAGAUCCAGCUGGAGAACGACGCGAAGGUGAGCAUCGACGCAGAGGCUCGGGCGGAAGAGGACACCGGGAAAGACGACAGCUACUGUGUCGGGUUCACCGAUCCGACCGGCGCGCAGUCUGGUUUCCGGUGGUGGGAGCUGCAAGGCUACGGGAACCCGGCCUUCAGCUCUACGGAUUGGGCCACGGUGCCGAUGACCCUGCAGACCGUCGAAGCCGGGGGCACCGUCACGCAGACCAGCAGCGAGUUCGAUUUGACAGCGGGGGUGAACCAGAUGACGCUGCGCGCCCGCGAGAAGGGCACCUGGCUCGUAUUACAAUGAAAAAUGCCCCCACCCCCGAACUUGGGAGCAUUUGUAUUGCAAACCUUCCCAAAUGAAACAUUCGCCCUCUUGCAUCUAUCAGCAUCACAGGUUUCUUAUCGUGAAUAGCAAAAAUUUGUAUUGCAAAAGACCCCAGCAGGAGCGGCGCUUGUCAUGCAAGCGAUGCGAUACACGCCUAGACUCUGCAUCAGAAAGAUUCAUACUCCUUUCAUGCAUGACAAAAAGUUUUCACUGGGAAACUUCGCAUCGCAAAUUUUUGCAAUGUCAGGGAUGGCGGGCAUUUUUCACUGUAAUAGCUCAGCAAGCUGUCGAUCGCGAGCGGCAACGCGCACUUCGUGGUGCGCCCGGCGACGACGAGCACGAGUACCACGACCUCUGCGACCUAUCCUGAGUAAAAACGUCCCCACCCCAUAGUUGUCAUGCAGAUUUUCGAUUAUAGGAAGACUUGUAAUGCGCAUCUCCGUGAGAGGCCUUUCCAAUCGCGUUUUGGAAUUUGUAAUGGUGUAAACGGGAUAAGCAGAUGGAUUUGUGAUGCGGCUGCACUUGCUAAACUGCACUACAAUACGGACUGGAAUUUGUCAUGCGUGGCUCCCAAAACCUCUGGGUUUGUUUGUAUCGCUAAGUUCCCAAUUUGAUUAUGGCGUGGGGACGUUUUUCCAUAUGAUACGACCCUUGUGGAAAUCACCGCGCCCGAGGCCGACCUAUCCGGCGAAAUGGCGCUGGCGUCGUUGACGGAGGCCGGGACCGUGACCGACUACCUCGCCGUGCCCAACGACCCGAGCCAGGCAAACGAUAACGUGGACGCCGACUGCAGCUUCGGUUCCGGGCACCAGGCGCAGUUCCGCAUGGUGGUGCGGGUGGCUAGCGGGGCCACCGAGGAGGUCAAGCUGUUCGCCGCGAUGCGCGCCGACGACAACAAUAGCGACGUCGGCAGCGACGACAGUUUCUGCUUUAAGGUGACGGACCGGGACGGGACCGUCCUCGGGACGCGGAAGCUGAUGCUGGCCCCCAGCUCUUCGGUGCGGAGCGACCAGUGGAUCGAGAGCCAGGUUUUUGACCAGCCCAUCGACUGCCCGACGGGCAUCAACGUCGUCACCGUCGGGGCACGGGAGCGGGGCACGUGGCUGAGCAAGCUACGGCUGUCGACGGUGACGAACCCCGCGAAUUUUCUCCGGAAACCGGGGUAUUUUCUCGCGGACGCCAUGCAGAGCUGCGACGAGAAGUGCGCGAACCUCGGGUUGCCCUGCAACGCCGACCAGGCCACCUCGGCGGAGCAGGCGAACUUCGAACUGUUGCUGCCCGGGGGGGCUUAUGCAUUGCAAAAGCAUCGUACUAGUAUAAAUCGCAUUACAAAUACAAAUUUUCUCAGCAUGAAAAAUUGAAUUUGUCAUGCUGUUUUACCUUGGAAAGAAAAUUUGUCGUGCAUAACUGCAAUUAGUACGAGUGCGAUACUUUUGCAAUGCAUGGGGCUACGUGCGCGUCCGUCGCGGAGGCGACGGUGAUCACGACCGGGGUCGGAGCCGGCAAUAUCCUGUGCAAAAGUUCCGUACUCAUAUUGCAAGCAUGCAUUACAAAUCCUUUUGUUAAGGGAAAUCCGCAUUACAAAUUCUAUUUCUCAUGCUGAGGAAAUUUGUAAUGCAUCUAUACGAGUGCGAUACUUUUGCAGUUCAUAGGCAACCAGGUUCUCGCGCCCUACGCGACGCAAGACCCCGCGGACCAGAGCUGGGCGUGUUACAAAUUUUCGCCCGCGCUGCAGACCGCGGGACUGCGGUCCGUGUGCGGCGCGAAGGCGCCCGCGCAGGCCGACCUGCAGCGGGUGUGCUACUGCGGCAGCGCCAACAUGCGCUUCAUCGGAGACGCGGUGCGGAGUCCCGUCGACCCCGAGCAGUUUAGUGCGCGCACCUGGACCAACCGGGACGAUUUGAAGGUGGCCUGUCUGGAGAACGGGUCGCUGAGCGGGGCGGACCUGUGCCCGGCUAGCAACGUCUUCAACCGUGAGUUCACAAACCGCGGGGCGGAGGAAAUUGGAAACAGCUACGACAAGGCGAACUUAGACGCGGGGAGCCUGGUCUGCUUCCACACCGGCUACAAAACCUCCGCCUCCAGCACCGACGUUCCCUUCUGGCGCGUCGAGUGGACGGGCAGCACGAACGGCAACUGGACCUCGUUCGCCCGGCCGGUUGCCGGCUUCGAGCUCUUCGCCAACGACGACGCGUACGACGCCCUGCCAGCAACCCUGGAAGUGUUCUUCGACGAUGAGCCCACCGCUGCCUUCACGAUUGCGGGGUCCUCCAUUUCCUCGACGGGCACGUACGUCGAGCUUCCCGCGAACCGCACAGAGUGGAAGAGCAUGAAGCUUGCGAUGCGCGACGGCGAUACGACCCCUACGUCGUUUUUUUCCUUUUGCGGGAUCCACUUCUACGCUGGUCCGGACACGACGCCGCUCCGCCUCACCCCGUAUUCGAACCACCUGUACCUCGCUGCCAGUUUGCAGAGUUGCGACGACACCUGUGCGGAGUACAAUUUGCCGUGCAACAGCGAGGAGGUGACCGGGUUCGCAGAAGCGGACCUGUCGACCAACGUGGGAAAUAAUCUGGGGGUCACAUGCACGGAGACCGACGAAGCGGGCCGCACGGAAAAUUUUGCGCCCUACGUGCAGGUCUACACCGCGCCGGCCGUGACUCUGGUGGAGCGGGGGAGAGAAGAAAAACAAGAAGAAGAAGGCACUAUGCAACUACAUCAACAACAACAUCAUGAAGAAAAAUCAGGUGCGGACGCGGGAAAAAUAAGACAGAAAAUAACAUCAACUACGAGUGCAAUAAGAAGAAGCUCUCUCGCAGAAGCAGCGAGCAAGGCCGCCGGGGGCCACCGGUGUUCCGCCUUCAACGCGACCGCAAGACAGGCCGGGAUUUACAGUAGCUGCAGCGCGAAGAGCACCGUCCCAGCCCACCGGCGCGUGUGCUACUGCGGCGGCAGUGCGAUGCGCAUGUUCGAGGGAAGGCAGCUCAACCCGAUCAGCUUGUCUCGCUUCACCGGUGUAUCAACUGCAAAAAUGUCUGGGUCUGGAAGAUUGCAACUUGUCAUGCUGUUUUUGGAUUCUAAAAAAAUUUGCAUUGCAUGACCAGCAAGAGGGGUACAAUUUGUGCUACACGGAAAGGACAUUUUUCAUGCGGAAGGUGCAUCAGGAAACACUCUAAAAGUCUGCGAUGCUAGGUCAUGCAUUACAGGCAUCAUGGGUCAUGAGAAAUAUGCAUGACAAAUCGCGCAUUCUUCCAGACCCAGACAUUUUUACAUUUGAUACGAUGCUACUUUUGACAAUUCGGGGACGGAGAACAAUUUUCUCAACCGCACCUUCGCGGACCGGGCCCUUUACAGCGCGGAUACCGCGGCGGGCGAAGAGGCCUGUGUCGUGUUGGGGCAGGGCGGGGGCGCGUGGUUUCGCGUCGAGUUUGCCGUGUCUGUUAGCCCACCGGCGUGGGCGACGGCGUUCGUUGGUGGAGCAGAUGAAACGAUUAAUCCCUUGCUGUCUGAAUAUGUGCACGGCUUCGAGAUUUGGUGCGACGCAACCGCGGGAUUUUCGUCGCUGUACGAGGCGGACCUGUUUUUCGAUGAUGAGUUAGAGCCCUCGAUGCAGCUCCCGGCGGACGAUGCUCUUGCUGGAAACAAUUUUGACCCGAUUUUCGUCACUGUCCAGCGGAGGUUUCGCUCCCUGAAGAUCCAAAACAACAACUCCCCGGACCUGAUGCGGUUUUGCGGCAUCCAUUUUUACGCCGGCGCGGACCCAACCACAACGUCGACGACGUCUCCUCCACCUGUGGAGGAAGAACUAUCCGGGUACCGACUUGCGCAGGAGCUGGAAAGCUGCGACGAGGCGUGCGCGGUGGACGAGUUGCCCUGCAACAGUGCGGAGACGAGCCGAAUUUUCGAUGACACCACAUCCUCGUCGCAACCGAACGAAACCUUUAACUUCGAGUAUUACAAUGAAAAAUGCCCCCACCCCCAAACUUGCAAUAAUUUGUGAUGCGAAGUUUCCAAAUGAAAUCUUUUUGUUAUGCAUGAAAGGAGUAUGAAUCUCUCUGAUGGAUGCAGAGCCUAAGCGUAUAUCGCAUUGCUUGCAUGACAAGCGCCGCUCUUGCUGGGAGCUUUUGCAAUACAGAUUUUUGCUAUUCACGAUUGGAAAUCUGUGAUGCUGAUAGAUCCAAGAGGGCAAGUGUUUCGUUUGGAAAGGUUUGCAAUACAAAUGCUCCCAAGUUCAGGGGUGGGGGCGUUUUUCAUUGUAAUAUCGAGGCCGCGAACGUUACCUGCGACGCGAACGAGACCGCAAAACGCGAAGCCGCCUUUGCGCCGUACUUGGAGAUGGAUGUGGAGGCCGACGGCGUCACGGAAUUGCUCCGCUGCUACCAGUUCAGCAACGACACCUUUGCCGUCGGCUACCAGUCGGUUUGCUCCGCGAAAAGCGCAAGUAACAAACACAAACGCCUGUGCUUCUGCGGGGGAAAGUUCAUGCGGAACCUGACAAGCAAGCUCCUGUUGCCGAUCGACAAUAGUCUCCUCACGGCCACGCAACUCGGAAACUACUCCAGUUUUUCGAACGCCAGCAACUUCCAGAACCGCCCGUUUACGUUUCGCGACCCGGUAAACGACGGGGCGGUUGCGCUGCGGAACUUGGUCUUUGGGGGAGAAGCCGGGGCGGGAUCUUACUGGCGCGUGGAGUGGAAGAAGCCAGUAACGCCGGCGUGGGCUUCCGGGUCAGACUUCGCAGUGUUUCAGUCGUGGUACGUGGAGGGCUUCGAGCUGUGGCCGCACGGGGAGAACAGCACCUCCAAGAUCGGCGGGAGCAGUGUGUAUUUCGAUGACGAGGGGGACCCGUCGCUGGUGCUGCCGCAAGAUCCGCUGAUGUUCAACGGAGUGUAUGUUCCAGUGCAACGAUAUGGAAGCGUCAGAACCGAAAUUGACAAGGUUGAGAAAGUUUGUAAUGCAUAUGAGUGCAAGGCAUGAGAUACCUGUCUUGCAGAGAUGGCAAAUGAGACGGAUUGUAAGCCUCGUUAGGACUAGAGAUAGAGUUGCGAAAGUAGCACGACAGAAGCAGCCCUCUUUGCCCAAACAGCAUGACAAACUGCAAUUUGGUCGUUUUACCGAAAUUUGUCAUGCGCCACCUAGCAACCGGGUUCCAACUGGUUAUCCAUUUUAUGCAUGGCAAAUUACUCCAACUUUGUCAAUUUCGAUCCUGGCCCUUUAAUAAACGAAGGUUCCGGUCCAUGAAAAUCCAAAACGACAAAACAGAAAACCCGCUCGUGUUGACCGGCAUCUUUUUCUACGCGGGCAUGUAUGCAUUGCAAAUAUGUCUGGGUCUGGAAGAUUGCAACUUGUGAUGCUAAAUCUGAAUCAUGCAAAAAUCUGUGUUGCAUGAGUACGAAACGUUGUCCUCUUUCGACCAAGUUGCGGGGGAGUUUCUCAUGCGGGAUAGGCAUGAUAGAGACCUCACAGAAUCUGUCAUGCUAGGUUCCGCAUUCCAGGCCUCAUGGGUCAUGGAAAACCUGCAUGGCAAACCUUGCAUCCUUCCAGACCCAGACAUUUUUGCAUUUGAUAGCAUGGACCCGACUACCACCAGCACCACGACAACCACCACGCUGCUGGACUUGUCCGGGUUCUACCUGGCCUCCGCACUGCAGAGCUGCGACGACCGGUGUGCCGAACUUGCGCUCCCGUGCAGUGUAUGCAAUGCAAAUAUGUCUGAGGCUGGAAAGAACGUGUGAUGCUAAAUUACGGAUGAGGCUUGUGCUUUCAAAUGCAGCCAAGCAUGACAAGUUUCGUUGACGCUGUCUGAUGCGUAGCACUCGUGACAAACUGCGUCUUUGCAUGACGAAAAAGCAACGCCUUUGCUGGCUGUGCAACACAGAUUUUUCAGGAAUGCUAGACAUGCAACACAAGUCCCACUUUUCCAGACCCAGACAUAUUUGCAUUCGAUACAGCAGCCUCCGGACCACGGUGACCAGCGCCACGUCGGGCAGUCUCGCCAAGCUGAACAAUGCCAAUAUCCUGAGUAAAAACGUCUCCACCCCAGCAGAGUUGUCAUGCAGACGUGCAAUGACAGUAUACAUUUGUAAUGCGCAGCUCCGUGAGAGGCAUUGAUUUCCAACCGUAUUUUGGAAAAAUUUGUAAUGCUGUAAACAGGAGGACAAAAUGGCUUUCUCGUGCGGCUUCCCUUGCCAACCAGCACUACACUGCAGGGGGAAGCUUGUCAUGCACAGCUCCAAUAACUUGGAGAUUUGUGUUGGUAGAUUCCCAACUUGACUAUACUGGGGACGUUUUUACACAGGAUAGCCAAGCCCGCUACCUUAACCACCUCGUGCGACGCCGUGACGGAAGACGCGACGGACUACUUCUCUUUCGUAUCAACUGCACAUAUGUCUGGGCCUGGAAGAGUGCCAGACUUGUCAUGCAGGUUUUCCAUGACCCAUGAGGUCUGGCAUGUAGGACAUAGCAUGACAGAUUCUGUGAUAGUUCUAUGAUGCCUAUAAUGCAUGAGAAACUGUGUCUCGGUUAGGUCACAAGUACACAGCUUUUGGUAACAAAGCAACACAGAUUUUUACAUGAUUCAGAUUUAGCAUGACAAGUUCCAACGUUGUUCCAGACCCAGACAUAUUUGCAAUGCAUAUUUCGCACCCUUCUACGAGGCGGAUGCGGACGACGGGUCGUGGAAGUGCGUCCAGUUCUAUGACAGUGCACAACUCCCCCUCAUUCUCAUUUCUCAUGCAAAACACCAACUCCACACUUUCCCUCCUGUCACUAUUAUGCAUGACAAGUUCUGGUAGCCCAGAGCCAGAUAGCACUCUACUCGAGUGCAAAUUUGUCAUGCAAAACCGGCAUUCUUGCUUAUGCUUGUGUUGCCGUUCAUGCGAUACAAAUGAGGGGGCGGGGGGGUUGUGCACUGUUAUAAGUUCCCACUCGCGGAAUUCGCCAAGGGUUUUCGGUCCCGCUGCGACGCUAUCAAAUGCAAAAAUGCCUGGGUCUGGAAGAUUGCGAGAUUUGUCAUGCUUGUCUGGCAUGAGCAAAAAGUUUGUGAUGCGUGUUCAAGAAGAGACCUUUUUGCCUGUCAUGCAAAAACGCAGUUUGUCAUGCGAAAAACGCAACACAAAGAAGCGCAGAUAUUUCUCAUGCUUGCCUGUGCAUCGCAGAGCAUUCACUAUUCCCAACGCAGCAUUACAAGUUUCCAGACCCAGACACUUUUGCAGUUGAUAGACGCCGUCAGCCCCAACGACCUGCGCCAGCGGCUCUGUUUCUGUGGGGGCGACGAGGUGCAGAGCUUCCCGAACUUCGUAUUACAGUGAAAAAUGCCCCCACCCCCAAAGUUGCAAAAAUUUGUGAUGCGAAGUUUCCAAAUGAAAACUUUUUGCCAUGCAUGAAAGGAGUAGGAAUCUUUCUGAUGCAGAUUCUCGGCGUGUAUCGCAUCGCUUGCAUGACAAGCGCCACUCUUCCUGGGGUCUUUUGCAAUACAAAUUUUUGCUAUUCACGAUUGGAAACCUGUGAUGCUGAUAGAUGCAAGACGGCAAACGUUUCAUUUUUAAAGGUUUGCAAUACAAAUGCUCCCAAGUUCGGGGGGGGGGGGCGUUUUUCAUCGUAAUACUUCGGCACACUAGCCCCUCUGGACGGGUCGCAGUUCACCGCGAAACAGGGCCCGGAAAGCAAGGAGGACGGGGACUGCGCGGGCCCCGUGUGCGGGGCGGACAACGUGUUGAAACGGACCUUCGACAACCGCGAAGGGCGGGGCAUCGAGGAGUCGUACGACCAGCUUCCGGUGGAAGACCGGGUCUGCUGUCACAGCGACGUCGGCGCCAGUUCCGGCGGGCAGCAGCAGCAGCUUCCGUUUUGGCAGGCGGACUUCAAGGCGGCGCAGGAGGAGAAUUGGCCCUAUUUCGAGCAGCUGGUCGCCGGCUUCGAGAUUUUCGCCCGAAACACGUCGAUCGGCAACGUCCCGUCCACGGGCGCGUUGCAGGGCGCCGAGGUAUUAAAUGCAAAUUUGUCUGGGUCUGGGACGAGAGUCCAACUUGUCAUGCAGACCCUGGAUCACGCAAAAAUUUGUGUUGCGUGAGCGCCAAAACUAUGUUCACUUUUUGCCAGAAGACUAGCGAGUUUCUCAUGCAGGACAGGCAUCAAGGGACCUGAUCAAAACUUGGAAUGCUUUCCGUGCAAUCCAGGGCAUCCGUGUGGUCCGAAAGAUGCAUGACAAACUCCCGCACUCAUCCAGACCCAGGCGUAUUUGCAUUUGGUACGAGGUGUGGUUUGACGACGACAGCAAUUUUACCUUCAAGCUCCCGGACGACGUCAACAGCAAGGACACAGGCACCUGGGUGCCGUUUCCCACCAACCGGACCUUCAAAUCGAUGCGGAUUCAGGCGGCGGCCGGAUCCGUGGCGACGGGGUUAUCGUUCUGCGGCAUCUUCUUUUAUCAGGGGACCACCGGGAGUUCGGUGGAGAUCACGACCACGACCACCACCUCGACGACGACGACCACCACCACCACGACCACCACGACGCUGAUGCUCGCCACGCGGGAAUUCGAGCAGUAUUUAUGCAUUGCAAAUGUCAUGAUCCGGGUUUGGAAAAGUGAAACUUGUAUUGCUUGGCUUGCAUUCCUGUAAAAACUGUGUUGCAGCAUGACCAACAAAAGCGCGACCUUUUGCUUCGUGCAAAAACAAAAACGCAGGUUGUAAUGCGCCUCAUGCAGUACUAAAGGAAAGCGUCCAACAUCAAAAUAUGUGUCAUGCUUGGCUCCACUAGCGAGGGUCGUGUUCAAUUAUGGCCAUUCAGCAUCACAAAUUUCCAGACAUUCGGGGAUAUUCGUAAUGCAUAGUAUUUGACUUUGGACAACGACGUGAACGGGGUGGAUAAGGAUAUUUUGGUAGCGGACCCCACGAUGCUGUCCUCCGUAGCCGAGGGAAUUUUGUUCUUCCUCGAAAACGAGCUCGGAAUUCAGGGUCUGGCUGUUUCGCAGAUUGAGGACCCCAGUAUCACCAUUCUGUCCACAGCCGAGGCGCCGCCGAGGCCUAAGGGCUACGACCCCUUCAACAGCGGCGGCGUCACGCUGCUGCAAACUGAUGUUGGUCGACGUGAGGGAGACAUUAGAAAGAGCCGGAUAGGUUUAGAGAAUUCUGGUCCACCACCACCACCACCUCCCCGCGCAGCUCGUCCAAGAACUAGCACGGAAGAAAGGGAAAAAGCAACUACCGAAAGUGGAGCUUUCAGUUCGGUUGUGCCAGAACAUGAAAGAACCAAGGCAGAGGAGGUCGUCGCAGUCGUACAAAGGAGCGAGGAUAGCGAAGAUGAAGCACCACCGGCAUUAGCGACAGCAGUGGAAAUAAAGAGAUCAAGCAAGCGAACGGCUGCAGAAGAUCUCCAUCGUCUCCCACCGACGAGAGAUAAAAGCUCUGUGAAAAGCAGGUCGAGUAGAGGUCGCAACACGGGGAGUACAGCAAAUGAAGCAGAAAGCACAGGAAGCACUGCUGCAGUGGCUCUUGCACAACGAGACACGAGAAAGAGUAGUGUCAAAGGUGGAACAAGAAAAACAACUGUUACGUCGUCGCUUUCAACGAGAACAUCAAGAACAUCUCAACUACACGAUCUUGAAACCGCCGAAAUAGCAAAGCGACGGCGACGAGGGGUGCUAGUCUUACAGUUGUACACGGAGUUUGGGCUGCGGGGUCGCAAUGACACGAUUCACGCCUUUGACCAGGAGUGGUCGGCAGAUCAAGGCCUCACUAUUGCGCAGGAGGAAACGCUCAGGGACAACGUGAACAACGCGACCAAGAACGCGGGGAUAAACGGAGUGAGGCUGUUGGGUUUCACUGAAGCGAUGAUCAUCGCUACGGGGUCGCUUUCCAUCUGGAUGGGAAACCCGCUCAUGGCGAACGGCCCGAUGCCCGCCUCCUCCUACGCGGGGUGGCCCAGUCUGGACACGUUCCCCGAGGUCGAAAUCUUGCCGACCGCGGUCCGGCUGUCGACCACGUUUAGCGACGAGACCGUGGCUGUGCAGUGUGUGGAUAACAACACGCUUGCUCCCGACAGCUUCUGCCAGACCAACCCGGAGGUGGCGCCCUUUCUCGAGCUGGAUUUCGGGCGGCGGCUCCCCAUCACGCGCGUUCAGGUGUUCGCGAAGUCUAAACUUUGCGCCCGGGUGUUGUAUGCAUUGCAAAUAUUUUUUUAUUGUCUGUGGUGGAUCUGGAAAUAAGUUGUUAUGCUGUCGUGUAGGUGCGGAUCGAUAACAAGCACACGCCAGAAGUUUGCGAAACAGCUCUUUGUUGGCUACUGCGCAUGAUAACAAAUCCCGUUUAUUAGAAUUUUGCACAUACAAAGACAAACAAGCAUCGCUCUUGCGCAAGACGCAUCACAGAUUCCGGUGCUGUCCUGGUAGCCCAGCAUUACAAGGUUUUCCAAACUCCGCCCAGAUCGAUGUUUGCAAAAAUGCAUAUGCUGUUUGUAGCGCGCAACGAGUCUUUCUCCGAACCGAUUCCGAACGCCACCGAGUUGGAGACCGACUGCCAGGAAGACUGGGUGGCCAACGCGAAUCUCGUGGUCGGGGUGUCCAACUCGGAGUGCCAGUACGCCACCGAGCACGAGGUGCCGGGCCGCGGACACGGGUGCCAACGGCGGUACAAGCAGGCGCCGUUUCGCCGGUCGAAAAUGGACAAUUACGAGUGCAGCGUGCCCCUCUCGUUGAACAGCAACGAUCCCUGGCUGUUUGGCUACGAGGGCGACGGUAUCAAAUGUAAAAAUGUCUGGGUCGUGAAACUUGUGAUGCUGUGUGGCGUAUCAUGAGGAGGCCACAAUUGCUGGCUCAGCAUGACAAGUUUCUGAGCUUCUAGGUGUUGCCUAUUCUGCAUGACAAACUACGUUUCUGCAUGACACAAAAGUGGGGCUCUUUGGUAAUGUGCAUGACAGAUUUAAGAGUCAUGCCAGACAAGCAUGACAAACACAAACUUGCAUUCUUCCCGACCCAGACAUUUUUACACUUGAUAGACGGGACCAUGAACACGCGCCGAUUCGAUUUCGACUGCAAAACGCGGAUAUCACAUGCAAAAUGUCUGGGUCUGGAACAAAGCAACUUGUCAUGCUAAAUCUGAAUCAUGUAUAGGAUCUGUGUUGCACGAUUACCAAAAGCUGUCCACUUUUGACCGAAUCGAGAGGCAGUUUCUCAUGCAGGAUAGGCAUGAUAGAACUCUCACAGAGUCUGUCAUGCUAUGCCCUACAUGCCAGACCUCAUGGGUCAUGAAAAACCUGCAUGACAAGUCUGGCAGUCUUCCAGGCCCAGACAUUUUUGCAGUUGAGAGCGGAUCGCGCGCUACUUGUGGGUGGAGCUCCCCCCCGUUUACGAGGACCGGGCCCGCUGGCUGGCGUUGAACGAGGUUCGCGUUUUUGGCCGGCCGUAGGGAGAACGCGGGUAGAAGUGUAGCGUUCUUCUCGCGCGUCAUUUUCAAUCAUCCAGUACUCGAAGUAAAAACUCGGGGUGGUGAUAAUAAAGAUGGCGGUAUCACUUAAAAUGUUUCAACGAGCAGCUUCUGUGAAGGGAGUAGAAACGCAUUGGUAUUUUUUCAUUCGCCUGCUUUCUGUGAAAGCGGCGAUGACGCUCCGAGGUAGCAGCUAGUGCAACGCUGCAUCCCAGAACAGUUUAUUUCCAAGAACAAUUCAAUACGCUUCCAUUUUCGGAGGUUUCGUUUCGUAUUUGGUUUCAUGUUCAUUUCAGCUUCACAGCAAACGUGGCUGAGGUCGUCGUUCCUAUGGCACGUUUGUAACAUAUUUUCUGAUUUCUACUGUAGGUUUAUAAUGGCUUUGGUAGUUCAACUUACUACGUAGGAGUCAACAGUUGGGUUUCGUAUGUUUCCACAUUUUGGCGUGUAGACGAAUUUGUAGUAAAUUUGCACAGAUAAAGUUGUCCAAUAGCAGCUUCCUGCAAGAAGUGUGGGAGGAAAGAGCGCAGCGAAAGUUGGAUUUUGCGACUUUACAGAUUCGAUUUCCUCGACAGCGGCUGACUGCCCUUGUACUUUUUUUCAAAAGAAAAAGACGGAACGGAGCAACGCUUUUCCGAUCGGUAAACACAAUGUAAAAAUGCAGAGGCUGUUUGAUGUGUUAGGGGCCUGCACGACCACGAC